Molecule: messenger RNA, 2334 nt
Organism: Hydra vulgaris (swiftwater hydra)
Lineage: Eukaryota; Metazoa; Cnidaria; Hydrozoa; Anthoathecata; Hydridae
Product: zinc finger MYM-type protein 1-like
Molecular function (GO): protein dimerization activity
Source: RefSeq, a predicted model, not a curated record
AUGGAACGUGGUAAGAGACAGCGCUUGUCUGGGUCACAAUACAAGAAAAUUAGGCUUCAACGUGAAGCAAAUUCUGCCAAGCAGAAGAAUGCUUUGUUGCACUUUUUGAGCAGGUCAUCAAGCGAAAAAGCACUGGCACCUAUAGUAGCUUCAACUACAAACCAAAAUGAAGUUGAAAUUGAAAUCGAAAGCGGUGGAGAAAUAGAAUAUGCGGAUAGUGUUAGUGUUAAUGAAUAUAGAAAUUCUGGAAAUGAUGAUACUGCUAAAGAACCAGAAAAUAACGUCGAUGAUAUAGGACAAAAUGAAAACAAUGAAGAUCAAAGUGGUGAAGACCCCAAAACCAAUAAAGAUUUGCCUCUUAAUUUUAAUGAUCCGGCAAAAUGGCCUAUAAUAGAUGGUAAAUUUAAAGCAUUGCUGAUGAAGUAUGGUCCAAUUCAAAAAUUGCCGUCUUUAUUUCCCGAAGACGAACAAGGGGCUACAAUUGAUCACAUUAAUCAGAAAAUAAUUCAAUCUGAAACUCAACAUUGGCGACAAGUUCUUGCAAGAAUAAUAACGUUAAUUAGAACUCUUGCUGGACAAAAUCUAGCAUUAAGAGGAACAUGUGAAAAGCUUUUCGAACCGAAUAACGGAAAUUUUCUUAAAUUUAUUGAAUUCUUAGGAAAUUAUGAUCCUAUUAUGAGUAAACAUAUUCAACGAAUAACAACAAGUGAAAUUCACACCACCUAUCUCGGAAAAACUAUUCAAAAUGAAAUCGUUGAAUCGCUUGCUAAUAAAAUCAAAAAUGACAUCUUAGCAAAACUAGAGCGAGCAAAGUACUACUCACUUAUUUUAGACUGUACCCCCGAUAUAAGCCACAUGGAGCAGAUGGCAGUUGUUUUUAGGUUUGUCAUUGCAACUGAAUCAUCUUCGGAAAAACCAGCUGAAGUCGUAGUUUCUGAACACUUCGUAACUUUUCAAGAAUUACAAGACACAACGGGAGCAAAUAUGACAAAAGUUGUUAUCGAUAAGUUGCAGGAAUUAGGCGUAAAUCUUGAUGACAUGAGGGGACAAGGGUACGAUAAUGGAGCCAACAUGCGCGGAAAAUAUAAUGGUGUGCAAGCCAGAAUUCGUCAACUAAAUCCUCGAGCUUUUUUCGUUCCUUGUAGUGCCCACUCGCUCAACUUGGUAUUGAACGAUGCAGCUAAUUGUUGUAUGGAGGCUGUCGCAUUCUUUGAUUUAAUUCAAGGCAUUUAUAACUUUUUCUCAGCAUCAACUCACCGUUGGAGUAUAUUAUUAAACCACCUAAGCGAUCUGACUAUAAAACCGUUAAGUGCCACUCGUUGGGAAAGCAGGGUCGGUGCCGUACGGGCACUUCGAUUUCAGAUUAGUGGAGUUUACGAUGCACUAAUUGAAAUCGCAGAAGACAAUACAUUAACUACUGCACCACAAGUCAAGAGUCGCGCAGAGGCUAAGGGAAUAGCCAGAAAUAUUUCAAAUUUCAAAUUUGUUUGCUCCUUGGUAUUGUGGUAUGACAUUUUAUUCCAAAUUAAUAUUGUCAGCAAAAUGCUCCAAUCACAGGCUUUAGACUUGUCGCUUGCUCUAGAGCAUUUAAACGCUACCAAAUCUUUUCUAUGCGAUUAUCGCUGUGAUGAAGAAUUUGCCGCAAUGGUUGAAAAUACAAAAAAAUUGGCAGUUGAACUAGAAAUUUUUGAAGGAUUUGAUGUGGAUGAUCGCGUACGCAGAAAGAGUAGACAAUUCCUAUACGAAGGUCGUGAUGAACCGAUAGUAUCACCAGAACAAAACUUCAGAGUAUCUUUUUUCAAUCGAAUAUUGGACAUCGCAAUUCAAGCAAUAAAUGAAAGAUUUACGCAAUUAUCGGAAUAUAACGAGUUAUUUGGGUUUCUUUACAAUAUCGGCAGCAAACCCUUAACGGAUGAUGAAUUAUUGAAACACUGUAAGGACUUGCAUUUAGCGCUUAUGUCUGAUGGCCAAUCUGAUAUCAACGGGGUCGAACUUUGGUAUGAAAUUAAAGCUAUUGGGAGACGACUUGAUACUUCCAAUAGCGAUCCAAAAAGUGUAUUAAAAUGUAUUUACACAUCUAAUGUUGUCGAAGUAUUCCCAAACCUUUCGAUAGCUUUUCGCAUACUACUAACGUUACCAGUCACAGUUGCUAGUGCUGAAGGAAGCUUUUCAAAGCUGAAAAUAAUAAAAUCCUAUUUGAGAUCACAAAUGUGUCAAGAUCGUUUAGUUGGUCUAGCUACGAUUUCCAUCGAGAAAGAAAUUGCUGAUCAUUUGGACAUAGAAGAUUUGGUUAAAGAUUUCGCAGAAUUAAAAGCUAGGAAAAUUCACUUUUAA